CAACCCACUCUCUGCCGCAGACGUAUUUGUUGCCGUCGACGACGGAAAAGGCUCGUUGCACCUGUCCUCCUUACCAUCACCCACUCGACCCACCACUAACUCGAAGACCACUACUCCAAAAGGUGCAACAAGAUGACAUACUACAGCGAAGAAUUCCUCGCGGAGGCGGCAGAAUACAGCAUGACCGCCGAGGAGUACGCUCGUGAGCUCCAAAUGAUGGAGGAGACCGAUCGAGCUUGGGAUGAGGAGGAGCGGGAAGAGUGGGAGGAAAAUGCUCGCCUCAUCGCCCUCGACAAUGGCGAGGAAGAGAGCGAGGAGAGCGAGGAGGAGGCGCAGCAGGCGUCGUUGCAGCACGUGUGGCUGCACGAGGGUGGCGAGUGGACGGAGGUGGAGAGGGAGAAUUUUGUCCGAGCGGCAGAGGUUGCCACAAGGUCCUCUCCUUGCGCGGUCGCAUCUCUGCUGGUCAUCAGUGACGAAGCAGGAUGGGACGCCUUCGAGCCAACGACGUCGCAAGUCGUUGAGCAGGGCGGCAGCCGGGGCCGAGAGGAGGGGCAGGAGGGGCAGGGCGGCGGCAACGACCGCAGCAGCGACAUCGUCGGGCGUGGUCGGGGGGGCAGCAUCGCCGAGCUCCCGUCGUCUCCACGUCGUAGCCCAGCUACGCCGCUGUUCAGCAGCGAGGUGGAGCUCGACGUGACGUUGGUGCCUCUCCAGACGCCGUGGAGGUUGGAGGUGGAGGGUUGGAACAGGCAGGCGAGUGAGCCCGCUUCGGAGAGCGAGGCACCCUCGGGAGGUGGGCCGGGCCAAUGGCGCUGGGUAAGGCAGUUUUGCUAUUCAUUACAUGGAUGCACACCGGUGCCGAUUGGGACGUAGAGGAGAGCUACAACUUCGUUGAGGCCGCCAAGGCCAUCACAAGGA
This is a messenger RNA of Jaminaea rosea, 915 nucleotides long. RefSeq lists its product as hypothetical. Lineage: Eukaryota; Fungi; Basidiomycota; Exobasidiomycetes; Microstromatales. The record is from RefSeq and is a predicted model, not a curated record. The coding region runs from base 133 to 870 and encodes 245 amino acids. The transcript has 5 exons.